AUGGCUACUACCCUACAAAGCCUCGUCACGUUGUUUCUUUUCUUGGGGUCUACAUUUGCGUAUCAGUUGAAGGCUAUUGAUUUCGCUCAGAACUCGUUCAACUUGGCCACACUAGAAUUUGACUCAAAAUGGAAAUUGCACACCGGUGAACAACUAGACCUGCCAAGUGAUCUUUACAGAAUAUGUUUGGACGAAGGCUGCUUCAAUUACAAAAGACUAAGUUCUCCAAUUGCACAGGAUAUCAAGCUGACUAUCAACAAACACAACGACAUCGAAAAUGUAGCCUUCUUCGAUGCUAGUCAGAAAGGUCUUAACCUAAUAGUUGAACAAAUUCGACAGGCACCAAUUCCCAAACUACCAAGAAAAGAAAAGAAAAUCAAAAAAAUCAGAUCCGAUAACAAGCUGGAACUCAAGGAAGUCAUAGACGAGGAGGCAGAAGUAAAUGUUGAUAACCGUUCAUUCAUUCAAAAAUAUUGGAUGUAUAUUGUUCCGGCAUUGCUAAUUAUGCUAAUAUCUGGAAAUCAAAACCAAUAG
This is a messenger RNA of Komagataella phaffii GS115, 534 nucleotides long. RefSeq lists its product as uncharacterized. Lineage: Eukaryota; Fungi; Ascomycota; Pichiomycetes; Pichiales; Pichiaceae. The transcript has a single exon. The record is from RefSeq and is a predicted model, not a curated record. Bases 1 to 534 code for a protein of 177 amino acids.